AUGGCAUCUCUGUUACGAGUAAAACGGAAAUCUAUCGAUAUGAAAGUUAUGGGUGUCGACGGUACCGAGACUAGAGUAACCAGUUCGGUAAACGUGCAGGUGCAUUCUCGAAGCAAUCAAUCUUUAAUCAAUAUGGAAUGUCUUGUUAUGAAGAAAAUUACGGGAACUGUUCCUUCAAACUACAUAAACAUAUCGAAUUGGCCGAUACCAACGGAUCUAGAUUUGGCGGAUCCAGAAUUCAAUCGCCCACAUGGAGUGGACUUGUUGAUCGGAAUAGGACAUUUCUUUGGUUUACUGAAAACAGGUAAAGUCAAACUUGCUAAUGAACUGCCAUAUUUACAAGAAACCGUAUAUGGAUGGGUCGUUGGUGGUCUCAUAAACCCAACUGGUUGGCAGUAUACUAUUGGACAUUGUAACGUAGCAGUGCAACAAGCUGAGCUCAGUGAACUGAUUGAAAGAUUCUGGGAAUCCGAAGAAUUACCAUCCUUUUCAAAGUUGUCGUCAGAAGAGGCAGAAUGUGAAGAAAUCUUUCAACGAACGCACUCCAGAGACUCUACUGGAAAAUACAUCGUCAGGUUACCGUUUCGUGCAAACGUAGACCAUCUUGGUGAUUCCAAACAACAUGCUAUACAAAGAUUUUCAUACUUGGAAAAGAAAUUUCAACGUCAACCUGAUCUCAAAGCGGCUUAUUGCGCUUUUAUAGACGAGUAUGUCAAGCUAGGUCACUGCCGAGUGAUCGGUACGUCUGAGAAGGAAGAUGAUGGAUUCUAUUUGCCACACCACGCCAUUCUGAAGCCCACUUCGUCCACUACAAAACUACGAACCGUUUUUGACGCUUCAGCGAAAUCCACAUCGGGAUUGUCGUUGAAUGAUACACUCAUGGUGGGAGCAACUAUACAACCCGCACUAUUUGACAUCAUUCUGAGAUUUCGCAUACAUCUCUUUGUGCUCACAGGAGACAUCUCAAAGAUGUAUAGAAUGGUAAAUGUCCAUCCCGAACAUACAAGGUUUCAGCGUAUUCUGUGGAGGACAGACCCGAAGGAUUCAUUACAAACACUGGAGCUCACAACAGUUACGUACGGGACGGCCGCGGCGCCUUUUUUAGCGACUCGCUCAUUAAUACAAUUAGUACUGGAUGAAAGCCAUGCUCAUCCUCUGGCAGCAGGGAUAGUGAAGAACGAUUUUUACAUCGAUGAUGUGCUUACGGGAGCUGAAACGUUGGAGGAACUAGUAGCGGUUCGUAAAGAUCUUGAUGUACUUCUCAGUAAAGGUGGUCACACUGCAUAA
Molecule: messenger RNA, 1287 nt
Organism: Malaya genurostris
Lineage: Eukaryota; Metazoa; Arthropoda; Insecta; Diptera; Culicidae
Exons: 1
Coding region: 1-1287 (428 amino acids)
Source: RefSeq, a predicted model, not a curated record